UGAUUCCUCAACGGGAAAUCAAAAUAUAUAAACUCUCGAAGCGUUCUCCGUCGGGUCGGGUGUUUAAACAUUGAGUUAGCGCUGUGUUUUUAUGCGAUCAAUGGUGUAUUCUGAUGAGUCAGAGAUGGCGAUGGGAUCCCAGAGAUUGAAUCCUCUUCACAAUUUCAAGCUGCCAUGUUUGAAGUGGGGGAAUCAGAGGCACCUGAGGUGUAUAAAACUCGGCGAUGCUUCCAUCGCCACCGACUCAUCCUCCUCCUUCAAUGAUCGUCAUCUUCUUCGGCGUUUUCAUUUGGUUCAGAGACGUCGAUCUCCUCCGUCUUCGAAAUCUGAGGGAUUAAUGGUUGGUGGGACGAGGCGGCAUGAAUCGGAGUCUUAUCCGAGCAACGAUUAUGGGAGGGAGGGGAGGCUUAGGGUGUCGAAGGUAGAGGCGGAAGAGGGGAUCGAGGCAGUCAGGGAGAAGAUUAUGAAGGAUCUUAAAACGGCGGCGGAUAAGAUCAAAGAUGAUUUUUUCAGAGACAAAGCUUCCGACGGUGAUGAGGUGGAGGCCGGUGAGAACGAAUUCAAAGAGCCUAAACUCAAACGAAAAGAGAAAGAGAAAGAGAGGGAAGAAUCGCCGGCGGUGGAGGUGGAGAUGAGGCCGUGGAAUCUCAGGACGAGGCGUGCGGCUUGCAAGGCUCCGAUUGACGGAGGAGGAACGAACAAUAACUACAAUUCUGCAACUAGAAAUAAGGUGAUCAACUCACUCAGAGUAAGAGACAGAGGACAGCCGGUGGUGUCGGCGGCGGCUGACGAGAAGAAAAAGGAACGGUCGGAACUCUCGGUGACACUGUCGAAGCAAGAGAUCGAGGAGGAUUUCAUGGUUAUGGUUGGGCGUCGCCCUCGGAAAAGGCCAAAGAAACGCGCACGUUAUGUUCAAAAGGAAUUGGAUGCGUUGUUUCCUGGCUUACUGCUGACGGAGGUGACGGUGGAUUCUUACAAGGUUCCGGAGCUCAUUGAAAACGGCAAUGUAAGUUCGAAUAUCCUCUAACGCGAUAACUUCAAACCCCUAAAAAAAAAACCCACUUUUUUCUCUGUGUUUCCAACAAUUUCUCAGCAACCAAACAAAUGGUAUUGAUUGUAAUAUAAGAUGUCUGCAUUUUGAUCGUGCAGAUGGAUUGUUUCCUUUAGGUGAGUUAUGGUAAUUUCCUGACCAUCGGGAAUAUUUCAUAUAAAUGCUCUUCAUUAAUUUCCUUCUUUGUCUAAAGCUGAAUAGUAUUGCACAAAGAACCCAUCUUUGAUGUUUACUUGUUAAAAAUUGUCUUAAUCAGUCCUAAUAAUAUAUAUGCACCAUCUUGAA
Hibiscus syriacus is the source of this 1336-nucleotide messenger RNA. RefSeq lists its product as uncharacterized. The transcript is spliced from 2 exons. Lineage: Eukaryota; Viridiplantae; Streptophyta; Magnoliopsida; Malvales; Malvaceae. The coding region runs from base 92 to 1027 and encodes 311 amino acids. The record is from RefSeq and is a predicted model, not a curated record.